AUGCAAUUUUUUCAUAAAAUUUUAUCAUUCACCUGCGCAUUUGUAAUUUUUAUUCAGUUUUCGCUAGCUUACACGAUUCGUUCUAAAAAAUUCCUCUUUAUAUAUCGUAUUGGUUCUAAACUACCAAAACACAUUAAUAUUCUACACUCAGAGCCUUCGCCGAUGCUAAGGCCGGUUCGGAAACCGGAAUCCGAGACUUCUAAAUCUGCUAAAGUACAUCACGAACGUUUGAGAGAAACGGUGAAGCAAUUAAAGGAGAAGGAGGUGACCCAGACCUCCCCUGGUUCCAAGGAAGAACGAGAGAAGGAGGUUAAUAGCUGGCGAGUUAUUCUAUACAACGACGACAUUCACAAUUUUAUGUACGUAACUGAGUCUAUUUCAAAGUGUGUUCCUCAGCUACCACUGGCUAGAGCACAUCUAAUUACACUAGAGGCACAUAAAAACGGACAGGCUGAGAUCAUCAGGACCUGGAAAGAUAAAGCCGAACAAUACUGUAGAGAGUUACAAAAGUUCGGUUUAACUGUAUGUACGAUAAAUGAUAUGCGAGGGUAGUCUAAAUCAACUUGAUUCCAUUCUUUGAAGCUAUUAAAAAUACAAUCCCUUGAAAUAGUCCAGACGAUAUCGCACCGUAGUGACGACUGUCCAGAAGGGUUGGUAUACCUCUAUUAUCACCUUGCAGCCAAAAAUGACCUUGAGGGGACCCCGACGAUUCGCUUACAAAUUCGUUUAUUUGGAUUCAGAGGCGAUGUGCUAAUCACAACGUCGUUUUUGCGAUAUAACUCCUGCCCUUCUCGGAACUUGGAAACUAAAUAUGGACGCAUGUAUAAUACCAACGUGCCAGAGUCACUUAUCUCAGGACU
Messenger RNA from Theileria parva strain Muguga, 860 nucleotides. Its product is annotated as ATP-dependent Clp protease adaptor protein ClpS family protein. Lineage: Eukaryota; Apicomplexa; Aconoidasida; Piroplasmida; Theileriidae. The record is from RefSeq and is a predicted model, not a curated record. The coding region runs from base 1 to 552 and encodes 183 amino acids. The transcript has 7 exons. Gene Ontology annotation, biological process: proteolysis; protein catabolic process.